AGCAGUGGGAGAGUGGGAGGGUCUGUCGGUGAGCCUGCACCACUUUACGCUGUGAAGUUGUAGCAGCGGGGAGGUUAUCACCAUCAGUGUGGAUUACUGACAGCACCCAGGUGACUGGACCGAUGAGAUGAUACUGACACACAACAGGAGCCCUCUUCUGCUCACCGUCACCUGCAUGUGCUUCUCAGGAGGUCUGCUGUGGUCCUACCAAGAGGAGGAUGCCAGUGACGGUGGAGAGUGCUCUGAAAAUAACAUCUCUACAACAAAGUACCCCUGCGUGAAGUCGACUGGAGAAGUUACGACGUGUUACAGAAAGAAAUGUUGCAAGGGCUUCAAGUUUGUGUUGGGCCAGUGUAUUCCUGAAGAUUAUGACGUAUGCGCUGGCGCCCCCUGUGAGCAACAGUGUACUGAUAAUUUUGGUCGGGUGGUGUGCACCUGUUACCCUGGCUACCGCUAUGACCGGGAGCGCCACAGAAAGCGAGAGAAGCCCUACUGUCUGGACAUCGACGAAUGUGCGGACAAAAACACGACUGUGUGUUCUCAGAUCUGCGUCAACUCUGUGGGGAGCUACAGGUGUGAGUGUGAGAAAGGCUACUUCCUGGAAGAAGAUGGGAAAACAUGCACCAAGGGGGAGAGAGCAGUGCAUCUCUUUGAGGAAUCUGACAAUGUGAUGAAUACUGGAACUUGCUCAGCCACCUGUAACGAUUUCCAACAGAUCAAGAUGUCUGUCAUGCAGCUUAAACAGAAGAUGGCCAUGCUGUCAAGCAGUGCUGACGUCCCUGAGCAGAUGACCAGUGAGAAAAUCCUGACGUCCUCCAUAUUUUUACCAGGGCCUCCAGGUCUCCCUGGCCCUCCAGGAGAUCCAGGACCAGAGGGCCCUCCAGGAUUUCAAGGACUAUUGGGGCCCCCUGGCCCUCCUGGUCCCAGGGGCUUGAUGGGGCCCAUUGGACCCACACCAGAUCUGUACCACAUCAAACAUGGCCCUCGAGGACCGGUGGGGCAUCCAGGAGCACCAGGAAAAGAUGGCCUUAAGGGGGACAGAGGAGCUCCUGGGCCUGUCGGACCACCAGGCCCUCCAGGCUCCUUUGAUUUCCUGCUCCUUCUGAUGGCUGACAUCCGCAACGACAUUGCUGACCUGCAGAGCAAGGUGUACGGUCGACCGAUGCACUCCCCGGGGGAGGAGUUUGCUGCAGUCCCCGACACCUGGAGAGAAAACCAGGACAGUCUGGAUACAGGCUCGGGCGAGGACUACAAGGAACCUCCACCUCGAACAGGAGGAGGGGCCAAGAGGAGUAGGAAGAGGAAACCAGCGAGAGACAGAACAGACUUUGACUGGAAUAUGUAAAGAGGGUGGAUUUAAAUACUUUAUGUCAGGUGUAAAUAUUGAAGUGGUUUGCUUUUUUUUUCUUAUUUAACUGUUUUUAAACAGAAUGUACUGUAUGUCUUUGGAUCACAGAUGUUUAUUUUUGUAUGAUAUACAAGAUUAUGUGUGACUAUUUUUUAACAAAAUGAGUAGACUGUGCAAAUGCAUGAUUUUUUUAAUUUUAUAUUUUCAGAAACAUAUGGUUCCUUCACAGCACAUUAAACAAGUCUCUCAUGAAAGACAUUUGUUCCUCCCACUGUAUUAUUCUGCUUCACAGAAACUAUAAGAAAGUGAGCCACCAGAUACAUAAAUGAUGAAUUGACUGAAUGUUGGACUGGAGCAUUGAAACUGCAUUGGGACUCUGCUGCUGUCUAGUGCUGCAAGUAAUGAUUAUUUUUAUAUUAUAAUAUUUAUAUUACACUUUUUCAUCACAAGCCAACGGAGCGGACAACAACCUGACUCUGUGCAUUUAACUUAAUUAGCCUGAUCAUUUUUUUUUUUUAAUUAAUUUUGCAAAUAUGGAAAGGAGUGACUUGCCGGCCACAAAGCAGGCUGGUUAUGUCUUAUUAUUUAUUUAAGUCCAGUAAAGACAGUUGUUUUUUUUAACUCAGCUGCUGCAUGAAAGUUGCUAAUUCAGAGUUUCCACUGUUGGACAAGGGUGUGUUGCUUCCAUCAAUGAAAUGAAAUGAAAUCUAAAGCACAUCUAAACUAAGACAGACGUAUUUAAACUAACUUUAAAUUCAGUCAACAAAAACUAUCCUCUGCUGCAUCCAGGCAACAGCUGAGUGGCUUUGUGGAUGAUACUGUAGUCGUCUGAAUUUCUAACAUGAUUUGAUUCUAUCCUCCACCAGAGGGAGACCUUCUCAAAGCCAAAGAUCCAAAGCACUGACAUGUACAAAAGUCCAGGCAACUUUGUUAUCAGGGUUUCUGCAGUACCGUAACAAUGGGAAAUAAAUGAAUCACUGAGGAAACCCUCACACAUUACAAUAUGCUUAAUCAGUAUAUGAAAAGGAUAGAUUCCCAGACUCCAUUGACUUCUCAGAAGAAAACAGAAACAUAACUAUUGCAAAUGAUGGUACAACAUCAAAUUUAAAGACUGGAAUAGCAAUGGGCUCUGUAAUGGAAAAUAGUGUUGGAAACUUGAGAUUAAUAUGUAUGUACUAUAUGUAGGGGAGUUUUCUAAGCCUUAAGACUCAGAACAUUUAUAAAAGAGUUAGAGACGGUAGAUUUAUUUGAGUUAGAUGGUAACUUUCAGUCCUUCUAUUAAGCUUUUAUAAACAGUAUACAAGCAUUUCAUGAUGGUUUACAACAUACUACAAUGUAGCUGAAAACAGGACAAGUGUUUAUUAAUGCACAUGUCAGCAAUUAUAACUUCCUCUAUAAGAUAUACUGUAUUUCAUGUUAUUAUGUUUUGGUAUUGACAUUCACUCUGUGUAUACACCAGCCUUCACUGGAUGGAUGCCCACAUGAGAGGUUGAUAAACACAUAAAUACUUAGAAUUGUAGGAUUUAUUAAAUGUUUGUAUACUGAUUACAAAUGCUAAAGAGUGUCACAUAAAGUGUUAAACCAGCAUCACUGAGAAAAUGCCUUUCAAGACCAAUAGAAUUAUACAUUGUAACAUCACACAGUUUCUUGACAUUACCCAGAAUAACUCGCUCUGGUCGCCUCACUAAAAUACUGAGGGCUGUGAAGUCAUAGCUGGAAGAGGCUGAACAGCUGCUGGGCCUCUGAACUGAGAAUGAGGUUUUGGAUGUCGCACAGCCUUUUCUGAAGUCAUAGACUUUGUAGUUUCACUCCUCUUUGUUCACCUUUGCCUCUGUUUACCGUAACUUAUAUUUAUCUCUCUCUGUCUUUAUUUGGAAGAAGAAAAAGUUGCAGAUAUGAUCUCGGGAGCUUGACCAAAACAAGGUGAUGUCACUUUAUUUUCAUGAAUAAUGAGACCAUGCAAUAAAACAAAAAACAGCCCUCUCAAGAAACCUUCAGUCUCAUUUAUCAGCUCUCAGAUUGUAACUGUUUUCUUAAGUAUUUCAUCAGCCACAACAGAAUAAACU
Molecule: messenger RNA, 3414 nt
Organism: Seriola dumerili (greater amberjack)
Lineage: Eukaryota; Metazoa; Chordata; Actinopteri; Carangiformes; Carangidae
Gene: ccbe1
Product: collagen and calcium binding EGF domains 1
Exons: 11
Coding region: 128-1345 (405 amino acids)
Molecular function (GO): calcium ion binding
Source: RefSeq, a predicted model, not a curated record